UCGAAAGAGAGCCGUCGUGUCCGUCGGCCAUAUUUGUUCAAGGCAUCGUCGUCAUCGGCACCCCUCCGCCGCCGCCAAUCAUCUACAACACCCCGCUUCGCCUGCCAUUCAUUUCGGUUAUUGUGUGACGUGUGUGUGUCAGGACCGUCUGCCGCCGUGUCUGUGUAUCAUCGACGUUUUAUCAAACGGGAGAAAUAAAAGAGAAAAAAAAUACACACACAUACACCCGCCCAUUACGCCAUAGUCACCGCCGCCGUUGUUACAAUAUUGCGUCUUUACAUAGUGCACACGGCAUCGCACUUAUUGUUUCCGCAUCCCGACUACCCGUUUUCGCGGCGCAUAUCACACAUACACGUCGCUCUUGACCGUUCUCGUACCGUUUCGACUCAGAACGUAGAUAUUAUUAUAACUACGUAUUCGAGUGCACGGUAAUAAAUAUUACAAUAACAUUCCGCAGCAGUCGGUUUGUUAUCACUCGUCGUCGUAUCUACGCGAACGCCCCUAAGCCUCCGCCACAGUAAUCGUCUUCGUCAUCGUCGUCAUCUCUGAAAAACCUACCAACAAAACCCGACAACAUGAGUCCGGAUUACGAUUACUUGUUCAAGCUGCUGCUGAUUGGUGAUUCAGGCGUUGGCAAGUCUUGUUUGCUCUUGCGGUUUGCUGACGACACAUACACCGAUUCGUACAUAAGCACCAUUGGCGUAGAUUUUAAAAUCCGUACCAUCAAACUGGAUAAUAAGACUGUGAAGCUUCAGAUUUGGGACACUGCCGGACAAGAACGCUUCCGUACAAUCACCUCAUCGUAUUAUCGUGGAGCACAUGGCAUCAUUGUUGUGUAUGAUUGCACAGAUAUGGAAACAUUCACUAAUCUAAAACAGUGGCUAGAAGAAAUAGCUAGGUAUGCAUGUGAUAAUGUCAACAAACUACUGGUGGGUAACAAGUGUGAUUUGCAUGACAAGCGUGCUGUGGAUGAAGCAACAGCUAAAGAAUAUGCUGAUCAUCUGAAAAUCCCGUUCCUGGAAACAUCUGCUAAACAAGCAACUAAUGUGGAAUUGGCCUUUUUAACUAUGGCUGCCGAGAUCAAGAACCGUAUCGGGCCACUAGAUGGGCAAGGGCCAGGAGGUGCAGCUGACGGGGUUGGAAAAGUAACAAUUGAUUCAAAAUCAUCAGACACAUCUGGUGGGUCUGGUGGUUGCUGUUAAUGAUGAAAUGACGCUGUCGUCGUAAGCAUUGCAGCACGCUUGUGGAAAACUAUCGUUGCUGAUGAUGAAGAAUUGAGCCACAGACAGAGAUAGAUGAUAUAUAUUUACAACUACUAAUUAAAACAAAAUAUAAGCUGGGGAAAUACAUUUCUGAAUCCAAAAUACAUAAAAAAAAUAUUAUAGAAGUGUGCCAUUGGCAUGCUUACCGCCAAUUCACCCCUACCCACUACUGUCUUAAAUUAUUAUUUUUCAACGCGUUUAUUUUGUGUACAUAUACAUAUAUAUUUUAUUAUUAUUAUUAUUAUUAUUAUUAUUAUUACCUAUAAUUAUUAAUUACGUCAUCGUAGCAGCAUCAGUCGUGGUUUGUUCUUUAUUAUUAUUAUUUUUAUUCCGAUUCUUUAUAUUAUUAUAAUAAUUAUUAAUUUUAUUCGCAUACAACAUCCUACAGUACCAAAACAUUCCCAUUUACCUCUGUGAACAACCAGUUAAAAAAACUAGAAAAUAAUUCGACAAAAACCUAUUGUAAUUUUGUCGAUGAAUCUCCUUUAUCCCUUACACAACACACAUACACACUGUUAUUAUUCAAUUACAUAGAUUUGUAUGCGAAUCCUCCCUCCGCACUUAUGCACAUUGUGAAAACCCUAUUUUUCUAGAAUUCUCUAAAACCACUCAUGGAAUCAAAACCUCUUUUAAAUAUAUACUACAUAAUAUUAUCUGCCUGCCAGCUAACAGUUAAUUAACAUAUAUUAUCUGUAAACAUGUAUGUACUUUUAUAUAUUAUUAUUAUUAUUACUAUACAUAGUUUUUUCUCAUGAUUUUUUUUCUUUUUUUGUUACACGAUUAAUAAAUAUAUAUAUAUUUAUAUAAUACAAUACAAUAAUAUAAGAAAUAGAAAUUAAUAAAUGAAAAUGACCGUCGUUAUUUAGUUUUGUGUAUGUAGCCAAUCUUGAUAGAAUCAUAAUUAUACAAUGACUACUAGAUAAAACAACACUUAAAUGUCAAAUCAAGUAACACAAGGAACCUUUUUUUUUAUUUCUUAUGAAUGUUUUAUUAUAACACAUGCUGAAUUAUUUUUA
Rhopalosiphum maidis (corn leaf aphid) is the source of this 2278-nucleotide messenger RNA. RefSeq names its product ras-related protein ORAB-1 (gene Rab1). The coding region runs from base 576 to 1202 and encodes 208 amino acids. The transcript has 5 exons. Gene Ontology annotation, molecular function: GTPase activity; GTP binding. The record is from RefSeq and is a predicted model, not a curated record. Lineage: Eukaryota; Metazoa; Arthropoda; Insecta; Hemiptera; Aphididae.